AUGGGGCAGGCCGGCUCCGUGCAGCAAAAGAGCGCGCUGCGCGACGUGUUGGCGCUGCGUCGGCCCAACGUGAGCAAGACCGAGCUCGAGGAAGUGCUGCGCACCUUUUGCGCCUUGUUCCCGCUCGAGCUCCAAGUGCCCGUGGAUGCGGACCCCAACCUCCUAAGUAACAUCGUAGGCGUCGACGUCAAGGAACGCCGUCUCUUCGAUGUGGUACACGGCUUGUUACAGGACCAGACGGAGCAAGCGCAGCGUAACAAUGGGCGUGACAUGACAGGGCUCAUCCUCACGAGCUUCCGACGCGUCAUCCGCUGGCGAGAGCUCUACAAACUGUGCGCCAAGUGCUUCAUGAAGCCUUUCCUCGCGUGUCUACACCGUCCGUCGCCUACGCUCGUGGUGUCGGUACUGGAAACCCUACACUUGAUGCUAUCGCCCUGUCCAGGCUUCGAACCCGGUGACAAGGUGGCAGAUCGGAGCGAAGCGGCAAACAGACGAAACUUUGGCGACGCUGGAGGCUUCGAAGUGUUGCGCUCGCUCCUGGUACUAUACGGAGAUGCUGUGGCGAAGAAAGAGCAGCAACAAGACGCAGCUAACGUGCUGGAAGGCGUGUUAACACUGUUCCACUUGGUGUUGGUGAAGAGACGAGUAGCGACGGAUAUGAUGACGUGCACGCAAGCGAUAGAGGCGCUCAUGAGCGCGCGCGUGUCGGUACUGGCCUUGUGUCAUUGCAGAGCUGGCGAGUACGCAGUUAUGCGUCUGGCGAUUGCGUUGGUGAAGGAAUUAUUCUGUAUUGUGGAUCUGGAGCGGGUGCAUCAGCUGCAAGAGUCAGCGAGGGAGUAUGGCGCGCUGUUGUAUGCGCUUGCAACAGCCGUGCAAGAAGAUGAUGUGGACACAUUAAAGAACGGGAAGAAAGUGGACGAUACAGGUGAAGCUGAGCUCGAAAUACGGGACUUGAGUGUGGACCUUGUGGAAGUGUUCUGUGCUGGCAACUCUCGCUCGAAGAAGGCGAUGUACCGUAUCUUUCCAGUCGAGUUAUUUAUCCCCCCACGAAGCCAACGUGAAGCUGUCCCACGACACACAGGAGCGUCGCCGUCUUCUAUGGCUCAUAAGCCUCCAAUUGCAGCUCGUAGUGCCAGGACUUUGCCGCAUUUUCCUUUCGAGUUUGAGCCGCCCAGACGCACGUCCAUCGCGACGUCGAAUAUGGCUGUGACGAAUGGAAAUAUUGAGAGUAAGCGGAGCCGCGUGGUAACGUUGGCGUAUAACGCUAUGAAUUUCGGUGGAGGGGCCUUUGAACGAUGGAUUGGAGACGCACGGGAGAAGGGAGAGCACUGGCGAGAAGUGCUUGAAGCUGUACGUCAAACACACGAAAGACCGGAGCUGGUAUGGCGCGCUGCUAUGCGUACGGAGCUGCGUCAAGCUUUACAGACCGAAAUUGAUUCUCUUGAACGUCGAAGAAGACACGUGAUGGAAGAUAAUAGUGCACAGGCAGGCGAGCAGAUGCGCUGGGACCACGACAUGUUCUAUGUGGAGUACCCUUCGAUGCAUGAAGAACUUGUGGUAAACGACUACUUUGUGGAGUAUCUCAUUCCUCGUGUAGCCGACUUGUCAGCUACAUUUGAGAUUGCUGAGCCUGUUGUGCUAGCGUGGCAUCUCUCGGACCGACUGGCGGUGGAACAUGAUGAGAAAUGGGCGCAAUUAUGUGUCCGAUGCCUCCGACUGAUCAUCAGACGCUACGCGAUGCUGUUUCAUGGCCAACUGCCCACUCAGUACGUGCUGUUACUGCUCCGUGACCACAUGAAUCAUUCCCCUGCAUUUGUACGCGAGUGUUUUCUUCUGUUAAAUACUGCUAUCAUGACGACACGCAGUACCCCGUCUGAAAGCUUCAACCAACUAUGCACGAAUGUGACGCGAACUAUCGUGGAUGUUCUAGCGGAUCCAGUUCUGCUGGCGACGUUUUCGGGGCCUCUCGAGUCGGAGGAUGAAGUAGAUCAGGACGGUCUCGUAGAUAUCGCAGAGCCAGAGGACGAAGCGGUGUCUGUGGUGAACGAGCGCGAUGCGUUAAUACGAGCUGGUGUGUGGCUUCUACUCGCUAUUGCUCGCCGUGGGAAGUUCGUGUUACGGCUGGUUCGACCCAAACGCAUGUACUUGUGUCGACUACUGGCGGUGGAAACACUGGAUCAUGUGACUAUCACUCGACUACUAUUUGUGUUGAAGCAACUGGCACUUCUGGACGGCAACAGCGACUGCAGUAGCUCGAUUGGAUCUCGUGAAGUGUCUAGUUACCGCUCAUCAGCUUCGUCGCCUUCUACUUCGGCGUCGUCGCACUCGAGCUCAACUACGGACAACAACUGGAGGUCGCUCACGCUGGUGUAUGUGCUUUUAGCAAGCUGCGAUCCCAAGGGCAUGGGUAUAUGUGUGGCUGCUGCUGAAUUUCUAAAGGAAUGCUGUGUGUUGCAUCCAAGCUCACGCGGCGCUGGUGGAGCAAAGAGCUUUUCCUCGUCCAACGAACUAAGCGAGUUGCUGAAUGAAGCUCUUGGAUUUGGUGGUUGUGGCAUGGAACGAUUGCUACAUUCAGCCAGCUCGGAAGUGUUUGCAGACACGUUUAACGCGUCUCAGAAGCGAGCAGCAGAUGUGAACUGGGGUCGAAAGCAGCGUGUGCGACUGUAUCGGUAUCUGAAGCACAAAUACUUGGGGUCUGAGUCCAAGACAACGUCCUGGAGUAACUUCGUAGAUGGCGACGCUGACCACCGCUACGAGGAUGAUGAUCUGUUCAUUGGAAACAUCUUUUUGCGGUCCUACAUUGAAGGUGGUGGGGAAUUCUUGAGUGACUGGACCCCCGAAAUGUUUGGCGAAUUGAUUAAUGCGCUGUUUGAGGAACUGGUACAGCUUGGCCGCAGAAAGUCUGCGUACACCAGCGGGACUGGAAGUAUUGGGCCAUUACCCUCGCCAUCACACCAACCAUCUCUCAUUCAGUCAUCAAGCAGUGGCGGUCCGUGUGCAGCUGAGUCGUGGGAGGUGCAAGUGUUAAUCCUCAAGGCCUUAGCACGGCUCCUUCCGUCGCAUGGUGCCCAAGUCAAGAUUCAGAGCGAGUUCUACGAGGCUUUGCUGGCUCCUCUACGUCGCUCGAUGCUUAGUGAAGUGGAUCAAGUACGCGGGAUCUUGUCGCUGGAGCUGUUUGCUGCAGUGAUGUCUGCUCCGGAUACACGCAGCGUCAACACUGCUGCGUGUCGAUUGUUCAUGGAGGAAAAAGGUUUGAGCGUGAUAGCCGACGCCCUUGAGCGGAUGCGCACCCCUUCAUUCCAGCAAAUAUUACAGACAGUGGAAGUGUUUGGUACGCGUCGGCGAAGCAGCUCAAGCAAUCAGAGCAUGGCGCGUGUGCUUUUGUAUCGCUUGACAGAUGUGCUGUCUAUUCUGGCGAGUCAACAAGCGGCAGGAAUUCGCGCUAUCACGAAGAAUCCGGAGGUGGUGACGGCGUUGAUCGAGCUCGCGUCUCGUCAGAUCAUCACGCAAUACGCGGACAUCGACGCCGCGAGUGUUUGUUUGAGUUGUCUAGGUGGACUGUGUCACUACGAUGAGCUUCGUGCACUCGUGAUUAAUGCCGGUGGACUGCUGUCACUUCUGGAUACGGUGGCGUUUUGUCCCGCAGAAGAGCUUGACAAAAGUGCUGCAACAGAAUCCCAAGGCACCGAUGAACGCAGUGAAUCGGACACAUCCGAUACGGAAGAUGGACACGAAGAAGCUGCUAAAGCUGAGCUGCUCAAUGGCGAUAAAGAAAUUCAGAGGAUCCCGUCACGAUUCUUCGGUGCGAUUCGAAGCGCUGCGUUGGUGCUACGAGCGUGUCUGGGACCAAAGAAUGCCCCCGUGCCUUCACUGCCGACCCAAGUGCUGUAUCAGCUGCUAACACCGAGCUUUGUUCGGCUGCUGCGUGCAUCUCCGGAUCAGUUUAUCCUCGAGCUACAGACUACCGAAGAUAUUAGCACCGCGACACUCAUCUGGACUGUCAGUAUGAGGCAGAGACUGCAAACGUGUAUUGCCACUGAGCUUGCGAAGGUGAGAGCGGCAGCCGCUGCGAAGACGUGGCCUCGCUGGAACCCGGAGCACUUUGUGGCAGCUGACUCGUUCCGGUAUCAGUAUCCGGAACUCGCAGAUGUGCUGGUCCUACACGACGUCUAUCUGGCAAACUUUGUGGCCACUCCCGUCGAAGACUUGGAUCUGGGAGAUAUUGACAUGGCUGCGUUCUCGGAAGCGUUGUUAAUCUCCAUUCAGAGCCACGAGAACGUGCUUCGUAUCCUGCAAGAGCGACGAUCCAGCGAUCCAGCGAAAGAAAACGCUGUUCGAAUGAUGCGACAGGCGUUGGACAAGCUCGUGAGUAAACACCCGCAGCAUAACCUCGAGGUGGAUGCCAGACGCCAGGCCUCGCUUUCAGACGGCUCGCCUGUUGUGUCGCCCACGUCCACGCCCGUGUAUUUCUCUCCUCAGACGCUGGCAGCGGCGGUGCACAGCUUCUCGCCGACAGAUGAUCGUGACUGGGACGUCACACGCAUCGAGCGCUGCAGCUCGUCGGGGAUAGAAGACCUGACCGUGUAA
Molecule: messenger RNA, 4587 nt
Organism: Phytophthora infestans T30-4
Lineage: Eukaryota; Oomycota; Peronosporomycetes; Peronosporales; Peronosporaceae
Exons: 4
Coding region: 1-4587 (1528 amino acids)
Biological process (GO): receptor-mediated endocytosis; regulation of early endosome to late endosome transport; endosome organization
Cellular component (GO): endosome membrane
Source: RefSeq, a predicted model, not a curated record